Molecule: messenger RNA, 1822 nt
Organism: Macadamia integrifolia
Lineage: Eukaryota; Viridiplantae; Streptophyta; Magnoliopsida; Proteales; Proteaceae
Exons: 3
Coding region: 71-1522 (483 amino acids)
Biological process (GO): endoplasmic reticulum calcium ion homeostasis
Cellular component (GO): endoplasmic reticulum
Molecular function (GO): calcium ion binding
Source: RefSeq, a predicted model, not a curated record
AUUUUCACCGUUGCCCCCACACCUCUUCUUCCUUCUUCCUUCACUCUCUCUCAGAGAGACCCAUCGAGCUAUGGGGAAGCCAAUCCCUCCUUCCUGGUUCGUACCCAUAUCGACGCUCUUAGCUCCACGAGGUGAUACCCUCUGGUACUUCCUCGCGCUUCUCUCCGUCAUCUCUGUCCUCGGCCAAGAGCUCACUCGCUGCUCCGUCCUCGCCGCUGCAGCCGACUUCGAAGGCUUCGGCGACGAAGCAGAAGAAGAACCCUUUGAUUCCUCAGAAAUCACCGAUCUACCCUUUCGGUCCCUCGUCCCUCCUCCUCCCGUCACCCAAUCCGACUUCGAAACUCAUCACGGCCCUCCAGAGCCACUAACUUCACCUUCGUCACCGCCCUCUGAUCCCUCACCCAAAGCCUCAGCCUUUGACUACUGGGACGAAGACGAAUUCGAAGGUAUUCCAAUCACCGAACCCACACAAACGACGACGGAAAAUGCCACCCAAUCUUCCCCGGCGGAAGAUACGAAACCCACUAAGCUGCCGGCAAAGCCCAGGUCUUUCAUUAUCGAGGUCGCCUGCAUCUGUUUCUUGAUCUGUUUCGUGAUCAAUUACUUUACUGGGAAGAGAGCAAAUGAGAAGAUUGCUUUGGCUUGGGCUGCCAAGUUUGCCACUAAGGAUUCGAUCUUUGACAAGAAUUUUAGUUUAAUGGGUACUGGUGAUGGGAAGGAUACGCCAUUGUUGUUGAAAGAAGGGCAGAGUGUGUUCAAGUUCUAUGCUAGUGGGAGGAGAUUCUGUCAGGGUUUGGUGGCUACCAUGGAGCUCCAGAGUCGGCAUGAUUUGAUAUCCAGGAUUUAUAAUUUGAUUGUGCCCAGUAAGGAUGAGAUUACUUUUGAGGUUUAUAUGAAUGAUGAUGCCAUGGAUCAUGUGGUUUUUGCGCUUGCAAAGAAGAAGGCUGCCAAGGUGAUGCAGAAGGAGUUUCGGGAUCUUCAGGGGUAUGCAAAUUUGGUUUCGCCCCCGAGUAAUCGGAAAUGGGUUGUUGAGGAUUUGGCUAGUAUAUCGGAGUCCCGGGAGGUUGCUGGUGAUCUGAUCAAUGAGACCGUUCUCGAUCAGGUGUUUGGUGAAAAAACAUUUGAGAAAUUUGGGAAAGGGUUCAUCUCAAUGCAUUUUUCUGAUCAACACUCGGGCACAAACAGGAAAAUUCUGUUGUUCAAGUUUGCUCUUCCUGAUGCCAACCACAUGGCUGAUAUGACCCGAUUGGUGGCUCUUGUACCAUACUACAUUGACUUGAUUGGGCGGUAUAAAGUUAGUUCACAGGUUCGCUCUAAAACGGAAGCAGCCAGGACAAAGGCUGCCCAAGAGGCAUACAAAGAACUUCUAAAUGCUAGGCAGGAAGCUUUGCAGAAGAGGAAGGCAGAGAAGAGAAAGUUGAUGGAGGAGGCUGAGGCGAAGCUCAGUGCAGAAGCACUUCGCAAGAAAGAAGCGAAAGAGCGUGCACGGAAGGCAAUGCCAAAAGUGAAGCGUGUUCACUAGAUUUUAUAUCUCGUGUGUUGCUUGCAACAUUGCAACUCGGUAGUUCUCUGAGUCACUCACCCAGGGAGUCAUUGUUCACAUAUGUUGGCCAAGUUGUAAGCAUUGAAAGAUUUUGGGUGAUUGACUGAUUGACUCGUUGAAGAGCCUAAGCCUGACCUCUCGGAUGUUUUUAUUUGAAAUGUUGGAGCAAUCUAAUUUGAUGGCUCAACUGCACUGAAAUUUGAAGACUGAUGAAAACCCGAUGAGCACAUUCUGGAUCAUUUUUUUUUUUCAUUUUGAAUCUAGCUGCAUUUUAUUUCA